CCAACACUACUACAUGCAAAAAUUUUCCUUUUCGGUCCAAGAUUGUUAUAAAAUUAUUACAUCAAAAUUGGAAAUACCAAAAACCAAAAAAUUAAAUAAAUAAACCAUUAACUUAUUGAUAUGAUAUAAAUAAAAUGAAGACAAGUGAAAAGUUACAAAUUAAAAGCUUUAUCUAGAAGAUAUUCUUAUUAAACUAGUGUGAUGAAGUGAAGCACAUUUUGCACAUUCGCUGCCUAUGUCUGCUGACUGUGGCCCAAAGAUAAAGCUAACUAUUAAAAAUAUAUUGUUUAAAGCUUGUGUGUGGGGAUCAAGCACAGCUCGAGCUCAUCAUACAAACUCGAAUUGACUCUGGUGUUGUGACGAAAGCAAAACCUCGUCUUGGACUUGAGCUCUGCGGCAACUGCAGAGAGAAAUCAAAUCACUUAACACUGUGGUGUUAGCUGUGGUCCGGAGAUUCGGUCAUAAGCACUUGGUCGGUACUACCGAAAGCAUUCACUUCGUCGAUUAAAUCUUUUUUUUUAAAGUCCGGUAAAAGGUUUCCAAGUUAAACCAAAAAAAGAUUUAAUAAAUAUAUAAGUCGUGGUUUUAAACUUGAGAGAGUUUGGUGGAUUGUCCGUUCGAGUGAUCUUUUAUAUAUAUUUUGAACUGACUGACUGACAGUGUGGUUGUCUUACGGGGUUCCACUAUAUAUCGCCGCAAGUGUCUUGUGCAUUACUUUCUUUUUUUAUUUUUCGUCUUUUCUUCUUGAAUUUUGUUUGAUAUUGUCAUUUCUUUGGGGGUUUCUCUUCUCUUUUAUAAACGGUUACAACCUUUUUUAAGACAAACUUUAUACUUUUUUAAGAAGAGGAUAAUAAUAUGGCUUGUUUCGGGAGUUCUAGUCUCAGGUGCAUUCGCCGUUCGCAGGCAGAUACAUUUUUGUGUCAUUUAUUUUUAAAUCGAAGCGUUGUCGUGAAUAAAACUACUUCUUCGAGAUAUUUGUUAGCAUCAGCAAGGGAUCUAUCAUUUACUAGAUCCUUUCAUAGUUCACGGGAGUCAAGGAGUUCAUUUGAGGAUUCUACAUCUAAUAAUUUUCACUCAAAGACACAAAACACAAGAACGCUAUCACCACAUUCUUCCGUCAAUUCAAAUACGUGCCACAGAAAAUAUAGCUCAGUUCAUACACAACUACCAGUUGGAUCCGUCCCCGAAGCACAAGUUGAUCCUUAUAUUCUUUUGGAUGAUCAAUUGAAAUAUUUUUACGAUGAUGUGAGACAGAUAUUGCGGCAGAGUACGAGUCAAAUUGAAUUGGAAACAAUUGCAACAUAUUACUUUGAUGGACAAGGUAAAGCACUACGGCCAAUGGUAUCACUGUUAAUGGCAAGAGCAAUAAACUACCAUUUAAACAAAGAAUCAAGACAAAUUCUAUCAAUGCAAAGACAAAUAGCGCUAUUUUCAGAAAUGGUCCAUUCAGCGAGUUUAGUUCAUGAUGAUGUAAUAGAUCAAUCAGACUUCCGACGAGGAAAACCCAGCGUAAAUGCCUUAUGGAAUCACAAAAAGGUUACAAUGGCUGGUGAUUAUAUUCUUUCAGUGGCAUCCAUAAUGAUAGCACGUUUGGGAAAUAACGAUGUGACGAUUAUACUCAGUCAGAUUUUGGCAGAUCUAGUCCAGGGUGAAUUUAUGCAGCUUGGUUCAAAGGAAACGGAAAACGAACGGUUUGCACACUAUCUUACAAAAACAUACAGAAAGACAGCUUCCUUGAUAGCAAACACACUUAAAUCGACAGCAGUAAUUGCGGGAGCGGACGAUCACAUAGCUGAAAUCGCAUUCCAAUACGGAAGAAAUAUUGGUUUAGCAUUUCAAUUGGUUGACGAUAUGUUAGACUUUGUCUCAUCAACAGAAACAAUGGGAAAACCAACUGCUGCUGACUUAAAACUAGGAUUGGCAACGGCGCCGGUAUUGUUUGCAUGUGAAAAGUAUCCUGAACUUAAUCCAAUGAUAAUGAGACGUUUUAAUGAACCUGGCGAUGUUGAACGAGCAUUCGAUUUAGUUCACAAAUCUCAUGGCCUCGAACAAACAAGAUUUUUAGCUAAAAAACAUUGUAUUGAAGCGAUGCGACUGGCUCAAGAAUUGACUGAUUCACCAUACCAAAAGGGUCUUCAAGUUGUCGGAGAUUUAGUUAUAAAUCGUAUGAAAUGAAAAUAAAAAAUAUGUCAUUGUCAAUUAAAUAUUCUUCUUCUGUUAAGUUGUGGAUUAUGUAAAUAAUUUAAAUUUAUAAUAUAAAUAUAUAUUUAUAAACAAAAACAAACACAAAACAUGAAAACACAAAAAAUUACGAAACUUAAAAAAAAAAACAAAAAAAUGCAAUGUUAUAGGUGUUAAUUAUUUUUUUGUUAUUCAAAAUGGAUAAUGUAAAAAUUAUAUAAUAUAUUUAACAGGGAACCCAGUCUAUGUAAAGAAUAGUUUUUAU
Messenger RNA from Episyrphus balteatus (marmalade hoverfly), 2446 nucleotides. RefSeq names its product all trans-polyprenyl-diphosphate synthase PDSS1 (gene qless). The record is from RefSeq and is a predicted model, not a curated record. Gene Ontology annotation, molecular function: prenyltransferase activity. Gene Ontology annotation, biological process: ubiquinone biosynthetic process; isoprenoid biosynthetic process. NCBI's taxonomy places the organism in Eukaryota, Metazoa, Arthropoda, Insecta, Diptera, Syrphidae. Gene Ontology annotation, cellular component: mitochondrion; transferase complex. The transcript has 8 exons. The coding region runs from base 856 to 2175 and encodes 439 amino acids.